Micromonas commoda is the source of this 1317-nucleotide messenger RNA. RefSeq lists its product with no specific name. The record is from RefSeq and is a predicted model, not a curated record. The transcript has a single exon. Gene Ontology annotation, cellular component: membrane. Gene Ontology annotation, molecular function: oxidoreductase activity, acting on paired donors, with oxidation of a pair of donors resulting in the reduction of molecular oxygen to two molecules of water. Gene Ontology annotation, biological process: lipid metabolic process. Lineage: Eukaryota; Viridiplantae; Chlorophyta; Mamiellophyceae; Mamiellales; Mamiellaceae. Bases 1 to 1317 code for a protein of 438 amino acids.
AUGACCCGGGGCAACAAGGCGAAGCUGGACAACUCCAAGCUCGCCAAGCUCGAGCCCCACAAGCUCGCGCAGACCUUCGAGCAGCGAUGGGUCCGCAUCGACGACGUCGAGUACGACGUCACCAACUUCAAGCACCCGGGCGGCAGCGUCAUCUUCUACAUGCUCUCCAACACCGGCGCGGACGCCACCGAGGCGUUCAAGGAGUUCCACAUGCGCUCCCCGAAAGCUUGGAAAAUGCUCAAGGCUCUCCCCCAGAGGCCCGCGGAGACCCCGAGGAGCGCCGAUCCGGACGCGCCGAUGCUCCAAGAUUUCGCCCGUUGGCGCGCGGAGCUCGAGAAGGAGGGCUUCUUCGAGCCCUCCAGGCUCCACCUCGCGUACCGAUGCCUCGAGCUGUGCGCCACGUUCGCGCUCGGCACCUUUCUCAUGUACAUCGGCCGACCGCUCCUCGCGUCCAUCGUCUACGGCGCCUUCUUCGGCGCGCGUUGCGGAUGGGUCCAGCACGAGGGCGGGCACAACUCGCUCACCGGCUCCAUCUGGUGGGACAAGCGCAUCCAGGCGGCGACCUGCGGCUUCGGCCUCAGCACUUCCGGCGACAUGUGGAACCAGAUGCACAACAAGCACCACGCGACGCCACAGAAGGUCAGGCACGACAUGGACCUCGACACCACCCCCGCGGUGGCCUUCUUCGACACCGCCGUCGAGGACAAUCGCCCCCGAGGCUUCUCCAAGACGUGGGCGCGGGCGCAGGCGUGGACGUUCGUGCCCAUCACGUCCGGCGUGCUGGUGCAGAUGUUCUGGAUCUACGUCCUCCACCCGAGGCAGGUGUUGCGCAAGAAAAACUACGAGGAGGCGUCCUGGAUGUUCCUCUCGCACGUCGUUCGCACCGCCGUCAUCAAGCUCGCGCUCGGCUGCGGCACGGCCGAAGCGUACGGCUGGUUCUGGGUCGGCAACUGGAUCGCGUACAUGUACCUCUUCGCGCACUUCUCCACGUCGCACACGCACCUCGACGUGGUGCCCAGCGACAAGCACAUCUCCUGGGUGAACUACGCGGUGGAUCACACCGUGGACAUCAACCCGAGGAACUCGAUCGUCAACUGGCUCAUGGGGUACCUCAACUGCCAGGUGAUCCAUCACCUCUUCCCGGACAUGCCGCAGUUUCGGCAGCCGGAGGUGAGCCGCAGGUUCGUGGCGUUCGCGGAGAAGUGGAACCUCAACUACAAGGUGCUGACCUACUACGGGGCGUGGAAGGCGACCUUCUCCAACCUCGACCGCGUGGGGCAGCACUACUACGUCAACGGCAAGGCCAAGGCGCACUAA